Molecule: messenger RNA, 2630 nt
Organism: Esox lucius (northern pike)
Lineage: Eukaryota; Metazoa; Chordata; Actinopteri; Esociformes; Esocidae
Product: paired box protein Pax-7
Exons: 9
Coding region: 310-1845 (511 amino acids)
Biological process (GO): anatomical structure development; regulation of transcription by RNA polymerase II
Molecular function (GO): RNA polymerase II cis-regulatory region sequence-specific DNA binding; DNA-binding transcription factor activity, RNA polymerase II-specific
Source: RefSeq, a predicted model, not a curated record
CAAAGAAUUAGGUCUAAGUAAACUUUACCCACUUCAGGGGAAACCUCCCUCCGCAUAGGCACACUGCAGCUUGUUCGCAGCAGUUCUGUUUUGCUCAUGCCCGUGCGAACUCCGAAGUGUUUUUAUUUUACAGUUUUGGGGUGUUUCGUUUUGCGAGAUUUAUCCGUUUGGAUUAGUAUUUUUCCCUUUUCUCCUUUAACUGAGAGGACUGCAUUGGUUUUAAAUAUACAAAACAAUUACCAUAUUGUCUGGACUUGGGUUAGCCGAUGAAAUAUUGGCCUCGUUUUGCCUGCUCUUUACAACUGUAGAAUGCAGUCAUCUUUGCCAGGAACAGUACCUCGAAUGAUGCGUCCAGCCCCUGGACAAAACUAUCCCCGCACCGGCUUCCCUUUGGAAGUGUCAACUCCCCUGGGUCAAGGUCGGGUGAAUCAACUUGGUGGAGUGUUCAUAAACGGAAGGCCACUGCCAAAUCAUAUUCGACACAAGAUAGUUGAGAUGGCCCACCACGGCAUCCGUCCCUGCGUGAUCUCUCGACAACUACGUGUUUCCCACGGUUGUGUGUCCAAAAUUCUUUGCCGGUAUCAAGAAACUGGAUCGAUCCGACCCGGGGCAAUAGGAGGAAGCAAACCCAGACAGGUAGCAACGCCUGAUGUGGAGAAACGAAUUGAGGAGUACAAGCGCGAGAACCCCGGCAUGUUCAGCUGGGAGAUCCGAGACAAGCUGCUGAAGGACGGGGUGUGUGACAGAAGCACAGUUCCUUCAGGUGAGGCUGCAUCUGUGAGUUCCAUUAGUCGUGUUCUGAGAGCUCGAUUUGGGAAGAAAGAUGAUGAAGACGAUUGUGAUAAAAAAGACGAAGAGGGGGAAAAGAAAACGAAACACAGCAUCGAUGGCAUUCUUGGUGAUAAAGGCAGCCGCAUGGACGAAGGCUCAGAUGUGGAGUCGGAGCCGGACUUGCCCCUGAAGCGGAAACAGAGGCGUAGUCGCACCACUUUUACAGCCGAACAGCUGGAGGAGCUGGAGAAAGCCUUUGAGAGGACACACUACCCUGACAUCUACACCAGAGAAGAGCUGGCCCAGAGGACCAAGCUCACAGAGGCCCGUGUACAGGUGUGGUUCAGCAACCGAAGGGCCAGGUGGCGUAAACAAGCAGGAGCCAAUCAGCUGGCAGCGUUCAACCACCUGUUGCCAGGUGGGUUCCCAGGCAGUGGCAUGCCUACGCUACCGACCUACCAGCUCCAAGAUUCCGGCUACCCGACAACCACACUUUCACAAGACGGCAGUGGCACGGUUCACCGCCCCCAGCCAUUACCACCAUCCACCAUGCACCAGGGAGGGCUGUCGGGUGGGGACAGCGGCUCGGCCUAUGGCCUGUCGUCCAACCGCCACAGCUUCCCCAGCUACUCAGACUCCUUCAUGAGCCCGUCGACACCCAGCAACCACAUGAACCCGGUCAGCAACGGCCUCUCCCCACAGGUCAUGAGCAUCCUGAGUAACCCCAGCGGAGUGCCCUCUCAGACCCAGCAUGACUUCUCCAUCUCGCCCCUCCACGGCAGCCUGGAGGCACCCAACUCCAUCUCUGCCAGCUGCAGCCAGCGUUCCUCGGACCAGUCCAUCAAGACGGUGGACAGCAUGGCUUCUACCCAGUCCUACUGCCCGCCCACCUACAGCACCACCAGCUACAGUGUGGACCCCGUCGCCGCAGGCUACCAGUACAGCCAGUACGGACAGACUGCCGUGGACUACCUAGCCAAGAACGUGAGCCUUUCCACCCAGCGAAGGAUGAAGCUGGGAGACCACUCAGCCGUCCUGGGGUUGCUGCAGGUGGAGACUGGACAAGCCUACUAGACCGGUUCUCCAUCUCCCCAACACUAGCCCCCCUGACAAGCGCAUCUCUCACCCCUGUCUCUCACACAACCAACUCCAUUUUAAACUGGACAGCCAAAAGUGUGUGCAUACAUGUUCCUGUACGUGUGUGUGUGUGCAGCAGUGAGAGACCAGACAGAAGAUUGAGAAACACUUGAGUCUUUGUAAUGUUGAAGAGAGAAAUAGAGUUGAAGAGAGUCUGAAGGAGCCGUUCCAGGAAGAGGAGCCGGGCCUUGUAACUGCUUUAUUGCUCCCCGGCUUCUUUCCACCGUUCCACCAUUCUACAGAAGCUCACUAUUCCUUGUUUCCUUCUCAACCGCAAUACACUCACAGGAAUAUGGAGAGUUAAAGGGGAAGAGGUCCUACUGUCUCUGGCCCGUAUCGAAACAGUACCAUAUGGUUCCUAAGCUACCAGUGUUAUAAUUACUGUCAGUUGUCAUUAUAAUUCUGUUCGUUUGUAUCGCUGUUCAAAACUAUCAUUCUUGUUACGAUGUUGUUUAUGUUCUUUUCAUUUUGUAGAUGAUUUCAUUUCCAUUCGCUGGUAUUAUUUGAAGGCUUAAACAGAAUGAAGGGAGGUGGAGAAGGAGAGAAAGACAGGAAGGAGGUUGAGAAGGUCCUUUCAGCAGCUUGCUACUAUUCGUCUAUGUCAUGACUUUGACUUUCCCACCCAAAUCUUGCUUCAAAAAUUAAAGGAACUUAGAGGCUACAUUGUGGGACACCAUGCUCCUCUGAAUCAGCUGAAUAGGAAUAGCCAAUUGGACUCUCUC